Messenger RNA from Dreissena polymorpha, 3388 nucleotides. RefSeq lists its product as uncharacterized. The record is from RefSeq and is a predicted model, not a curated record. Bases 87 to 1487 code for a protein of 466 amino acids. Lineage: Eukaryota; Metazoa; Mollusca; Bivalvia; Myida; Dreissenidae. The transcript is spliced from 7 exons.
AUGUGACAUAGCAACGUGUUCAGUAGCAACACGCUGCAAAACUGUAUGCAACGCAAUUUUAACGAAGCAUUAUUUUCCUCACAAAAAUGAAUUACGGAAAGACAUUUGUCAAAACUGAUGUUAAAAUAGUUUCUUACCCGCACCGGCCAAGCCAGCCUGUCUGGAGACCUGUCUCAAACUGGACUGCUCCCUUUAGCUACAGACCUAACCCCUUUAAGUGGGUCAACCCUAGUCUGAGGUCCCGCUCUGACCAGUACAAGGCUGACCUUCAGCCUGUCAGGUCUGAGCCAAGACCAAGGCCUAGUUAUUCUGCCACUUAUAGUGGUAGGCCUGCAGAUAGAGCCAGUAAUAUGGAGACAUCCAGGUCUGCAGCCCCAGCAUGCCUUCAGCAGACUGACAUACCUGAGAGGUUAAGUGAGUCUCUUAGAUACAGAGAGACAUCAAAGGCCUCAAGGUCUAAGGACCGAUCUCCUCCUCCCAAGAGAUUCAGGGGAGAUUUCAUUGUGCUGGAUGAGUACAGCAGUGAAAGUGAUACCUCCCUGGCAACCAGCUCUGGCAGUGGAUCUUCGCUAGCAAGCAGCUGUCGCUCUGGGAGUAACACAUCACUGAGUGAGAUUUCCUCAAGCAGUAGCACUGUCCUGUACAGCACUGGAAGUGAAUCAUCCCUAGAUGAUGAAAGUGAUUGCACUGUGGCUGAACUAGUUGUGGAGGCAGGGGGCCAUGGGCCCAAAGAGACACCAGAGCUGUGGGGAACUUAUCUGAGUGAUGAUAUGGAAAGACAGCUUGAGUCCUGGGCUUCAGAGAAACCUGAAGACUUUGUUCCUGUGACCCCAAAACUCAGGGGAAACAGUGACAAAGGUCUUGGACAGGUCACCCUGAGCCUAAUCAAGAAGCCCCAGCCUGUUUCCAUGGUUACAGCUGACAUACUGUCCACUCCAGUGGUCACUCCCAAACCAAGUUUAAGUGUUCAAGUGAAACUUGCACAGUUGGAGAACCAUGUCCCAGCUGAACUGCCAGAGCUUUGGGGAUGCUAUGUGAGUGCUGCAAUGCAGAGGCAGAUGGACCAGUGGGAGAGAGAGGCUAGUAGCCUGAACAUCAAGACUCCAUCCAGCAUUAGUCAGAGUCCUUUGCGAAAACCUGGGUCUGCAUCUAAUCCAUUGCUGCAGUCCAGUGUGGCUGCUAAGCAGCAAGUCAAUUGGUGUGCUCCCAAACACUGCCUCCAGUCUAGUGUGGUUGCUAGGCCAGUUGUCAUGCCAACUCAGCCUGUACUGCAGUCAGCUGUGGUUGCCUGGGCUACCCCUGUCCAGAGGAUCAUACCUGGCCCUUCACCGGCUGCUAGAUGGGGCCCCAGCUCUUACUCACAAUCCUCUGUGAGUUGUUCAUUUGCUAGGAAACGGCCACUGGAGGAGUAUGAGAAUGAGGCUGCUCCCUCAGCCAAGAUUCACAUUAACAAGAACCACCCAAGGUUCAGACACUUGUUCCAGUAAACAAGUAUGGGUGGAGGAUAAGUAUGGUUUUUAUUAUUUACAAAAAAAGAAAAAUGAAGCAUAUGCUUCACCAAAAAAAGUACAAAAAAUAAAAAUGAAGCAACGCUUCGCCAAAAAAAGUACAAAAAAAAACAACAACACAAAAAUACCAAAAAAAGAUGUAACGUAGGUUUUGUAGUGUAGUUAUACUAUUAACACAAGAUGUAGCCUAGGUUUUGUAGUGUAGUUAUCCUAUUAAAUCUGUAUUAGAGAGUAGUUUACUGUUUUUUUAUGUUCCUUCUUUGUUUAACCAUGCACAGAAUGUUCAUGGUUAGCUAUUGGGAUACCGUGAUUUCUGUUUGUUGUUGCAUCAAUGUGGCUGUCUUUUGUUUUCUGUCUUUUUAUCAUAAACUACCAAAUUUGAUAUAAAUUUAGAAGGAAGUUGCUCCAGUAACAAUUGUUAAAAGAGUUUCAAUAAACUUCAUAUAAUGGUCACAAGAGCUACAAUAGAUUUUCAAGGAAACAAAUCUCCCCUUUAACUACAAGGUUUAGAGGUUUGAUAUUAUGUUUGUUAUAUUGUACUUUGGUUAUUAAUGAAGUUUUUUUAAGCAUUAGCUUGGGGUAAAAACGAACCAGUGUAACUCAAAAAAGUAUUGUUUCUGCUCAAUGACUUAAAUUUGAUAGAAAUUGUGCUCAAAUUUUGGUGCAGGUAGUUCACAUGUAUACAUAGCUUCCUAUUUCACCUGUGACCUAUUAGGUAUAGCUCAAGGUCUGAAAAUAUAUUCUGUUUCUGCUCAAUAGCUUGAUUUUUAUGGAGAUAUUGUUCCGAUAUCUUGUAUGUUGUUUGUUGGUCUGUUACAUGUAGACCUGGCUAAGGAUUGCAUUUGGGACAAUUUGGAUAAAGGCCAAGGUCACUGUUUAUUAAAAUAAAAACAACUGUUGCCCGCUAAAUAACUUAAGUUUGUUUGAAGUGUUUUUGAAAUAUAAUACUCAACUAAAAUUAUAAAUUUGAAAUAACAGUAUCCUCUUUGGGAUUUAGAUGUAAAAAGGCAAUCAAUUCACAUGUUCUUAUUUUAUGUAUGCUAAUGCAAUGUGUUUUUGUUUGCUUAUUAUUCAUGAAGAUCAUUCUGAAGAUCACAGUUUCUAUUUCUAUAAUAUUUUUACAAUAACGAAUGUAAGUCGAAUUUACUCAGAGUGAUGGCCACUAUUUUGAUAUUUGGCAAUGAGGCUUUACAAUUCUAUAAGAUGUUUUAUUUAAAAAAAUACAACAUAAAAAUUGAAAAGAAGACAUUUUCUUCCCAAGCCGAGAUCUAUUUCAGUUUUUAUGUGAGCUGAGUAACUUCCAUCCAGGCCAUCCAGUAAAGCCUCCUAAUGCUGCCAAGCUUGACAAGGACGCCAGCUCCAGUAGCAAACUCUAUCACCAUGAAGUAAUCACGACUGGACUCCAUCAACAUGCAGUCAUCUCAUCAGAACUUCAUCACCAUGCAGUCAUCACAACAGGACUCGUUCUGAUGCAGACAUGACAACAGGUCUCCAACCCCAUGCAGGAAUCACAAGAAGAACCAUCUUGGCCCUGUUUUGUUUAUUAAUUUGCAUUAUUUAUUAUCUAUGUAUUGUUAGCUCAUCUAUUUUUUGAAGAAAAAAAAAUGAGCUAUUGUCAUCACCUUGGCGUCGGCGUCCGGUUAAGUUUUGCGUUUAGGUCCACUUUUCUCAGAAAGUAUCAAUGCUAUUGCAUUCAAACUUGGUACACUUACUUACUAUCAUGAGGGGACUGGGCAGGCAAAGUUAGAUAACUCUGGCGUGCAUUUUGACUGAAUUAUGUGCCCUUUUUAUACUCAGAAAAUUGAAAAUUUUGGUUAAGUUUUGCGUUUAGGUCCACUUUUUUCAGAAAGUAUCAAUGCUAUUGCAUUCAAACUUGGUAC